GCAUAAAGUAUAAAAAAAAAAAGCAUGUGCGCUUCUUUUUCAUUCUUCUUUUUUUUUCAUUAUUCACUCAUUUUUAUUAUAUUUAUUUACGAAUGGAAAACAAUACUUGGUUUUAUAUCCAAUCUAACAAAACUGGUCAUGUUAUAUCAGCUAGUCGACAAAUUCGUUCUGAACACCUCGACCCAAAAAGAUCUCAAGUUUAUGUUUAUCCUCCUCUUCAAACAGAUGACGAAUUAUGGACAUAUGAACGUCAAUAUAUUCGUAAUAAAGCAACUGGUUUAGUCUUGGAUAUUCGAAAAGGUCGCUUAAGAUUGAUUGAAGAUACUGAAAUUUGUUUAUAUGACGAAAAACCAUUGGAAGAAGCUAGUAAUCAACUAUGGGGAAUACGUGAUACAUCUCAAGGAAAAUUGAUAUAUUCUAUUUCUAAUACUGACUGGUCCUUAACUCAAGAUGAAAACAAACUCUUGUUAUAUCCUCAUGAACCUUUACAAUCAACCAUUCAACAACAUGAUACUUGGGAAUGGAUUGCUGAACAUAGUUUUAUACCUUCUUUAUCUACCUCAACUACUACUGCUGCUGCUACUGCUACUGCGGAAUGGUCUGGUCCUACAACACCUGGUUUAUGUUCUUCUGUUGGUAGCUCUGUUGAAUCAUCUGAUUUUUCUCAGGGUGGUUUAUCUCCUGCUAAACGUGGCUCUCAAGGUUCAGUGAAUCUUUAUUCAAUGGAGACUUUCAAGGAUUAUCAUGAUCGUUUAUAUCAAGAAAAAGAUACUCAUUUAAGUGACAAGGCCCUUAGUAUGGCAGCUGCUUAUCAUUCUUGGAUAUCAGUCCGUCCUAUGGAUUCCAUCAAAGAACUCGAUGAACCUGGAAGAAUUCAACUUCAGAAUAAAGCGGAACAAGAGGCUCAAAAUCUUUUGUUAUCAAAUCAACAUCAAGAUCAUCACAAGGAAACUGUUUUACAUUUGACUCUUCGUUUUAUCAAUCUCCUUAUGGAUCAAAAAGUAUCAACAUCAUAGUAUAUUCCUCUAUUUUUACCCUCUUUUUACUUUAGUAGUCUUUGUCUUUUUUUUUUUUUUUUUAUCAUCCUAUUGUAAAUACGUAUUUUUAUUUUUAUGAUUUUCUUUCUUGUAUAUUUCAACUCUUUUAUAAUAAAAAAAACAAUGUAUUUUGAUUGGUCAGGAAUUCAG
Molecule: messenger RNA, 1187 nt
Organism: Halteromyces radiatus
Lineage: Eukaryota; Fungi; Mucoromycota; Mucoromycetes; Mucorales; Cunninghamellaceae
Exons: 4
Coding region: 93-1016 (307 amino acids)
Source: RefSeq, a predicted model, not a curated record